Cavia porcellus (domestic guinea pig) is the source of this 2503-nucleotide messenger RNA. RefSeq names its product fibrinogen like 1 (gene Fgl1). NCBI's taxonomy places the organism in Eukaryota, Metazoa, Chordata, Mammalia, Rodentia, Caviidae. The coding region runs from base 279 to 1253 and encodes 324 amino acids. The transcript has 9 exons. The record is from RefSeq and is a predicted model, not a curated record. Gene Ontology annotation, biological process: blood coagulation.
CUUUCUAGCUGUCAUGAUGUGAGCAGCUUUCUUCUAUACCCUCUGCCAUGUCAUUUCUUCCCUGGAUCUGGCUGGACAUCUACUAACCUUAAACCUAUUUCUUCAUUUUGUUCCUGGAAUAAAGCCAGAAUCAACAUUGUCUCUAUUUCUAAUCAAAUAACGGAGAAAAAAAAUCCCAAACAACCAACAGCACAAAUUCUAAUGGAGUUAGAGGAUCCUGGAAGUGGUGUCUGGACCAACCUGAGCUGUGUCUCUCAUUUCUGACUUUAGCUCUUUCAAUGGACAAAAUGAUGAAGACAUUUGGUUUCAUUCUUGUUGUCUCUGUUCUGAUCACGUUCGGGGAAAGCCGGGACAAUGAGAUGAACAUUGCUUUGCAGGACCUGGAGGACUGUUCCCAGGAGCAGGCGCGGCUCAGAGCACAGGUGCACCUGCUGGAGACCCGGGUCAAACAGCAACAGAUCAAGAUUGCACGGCUUUUGCAUGAGAAAGAAAUCCAAUUCCUCGACGAAGGAGAAGAGAACAGUGUAAUUGACCUCGGAAGCAAGAGGCAGUAUGCAGAUUGUUCAGAGAUUUUCAACAAUGGAUAUAAGCGCAGCGGGUUUUACAAAAUCAAACCUCUUCAGAGCCCAGUGGAAUUCUCUGUUUAUUGUGACAUGUCUGAUGGCGGAGGAUGGACUGUAAUUCAAAGACGAACUGAUGGCAGUGAAAACUUUAACAGAGGCUGGAAUGACUAUGAAAAUGGCUUUGGAAAUUUUGUUCAAAAAAACGGUGAAUAUUGGCUGGGUAAUAAAAAUCUUCACCUACUGACUAAACAAGGAGACUACACUUUAAAAAUCGACCUUGAAGAUUUUGAAAAGAAUAGCCGUUAUGCACAAUAUAAAAAUUUCAACGUUGGAGAUGAAAAGAAUUCCUAUGUGCUGAGUAUUGGAGAAUAUUCUGGAACAGCUGGAGACUGUCUUUUAGGGAAUUUUAAUCCAGAGAUGCAGUGGUGGGCCAGUCAUCAAAGGAUGAAGUUUAGCACAUGGGACAGGGAUAACGACAACUACAAAGGGAACUGCGCAGAGGAAGAUCAGUCUGGCUGGUGGUUUAACAGGUGUCACUCUGCAAACCUAAAUGGUGUCUACCACAGGGGCCCCUACACGGCUGAAACUGACAAUGGGGUUGUCUGGUACACCUGGCAUGGGUGGUGGUAUUCUUUGAAAUCCGUGGUUAUGAAAAUUAGGCCAAAUGAUUUUAUUCCAAAUAUAAUUUAAUUGUCCACGUUGGGCUUUCAUUUCUGCAAUUUUGAACAUGUACUACUUUUCAUUCUUUUUACUUGAUUUCAUUAUUUAGUAUAUUUUUGGUGCAGCAAAUACAUAUUAGUUACCAAAUAAAUGUAGAUUAUAUUAAUAUUUAUUGAAUUCUUAUUUGCAUAGGGCUACGAUAAAAUUUAUGUUGUACAAAAAAUAAAAGCAUAGACUACCAUGGUUUAGUAGACAAUACAAAAAUACAAUACAAUGCAAAAAUAAAUGCAUAAGUUAAGUGUUAAUGCAAUUGAUAAAACACAUGACAAAAUUUAGCACAUAAUUUAUCAAAUCAGCACCAUAGACAAUAACUAUGAGCUGGACAUUGAACUCAGAUUUGGGCUACAGAAUUGAAAGCCUUAAUGGAUGUUAAUCACUAUAAAACACUACUUAUAUUUUUGGAUGUUUAUGUAGGUUACACAUUUCUGUCAUAGGCCUCAAAUAAAUUCUUAUGGCAGCCCUGGGAGGCAUGGUUAUUGGCAUUUAGUAGAGCUGGAAAUGUAUAGUUCUGAGUCUCCAUGACUUCUAAAAGUUAACAGAGUUCACAAGAAGGGGAACAAGGACUCAAAUAUGAGUCCCAAGGCUUCUGAUGUUAAAUUAAAUGCUUUACCUUUAUUCUACCACUCUUAUGGGUAAAUCCAGAAGAGUAAAAGCCUGAGCCAAGAUAAGAUAUUACAAAAGAAUACUUGUAUGCCAACUACAUGUCAGGCCCAGAAAAGGCUGUUCAAACCCACAGGAUUUCAGGCAUUUGAGAAAGAUUACAUCAUCCCCAAAAUGUCAAUGAUUAAAAGCUGAUAAGUUGGAAGCUGAAUAUGUGCCUGGGGGACUUACUACAAUGGGCCUGACCUGACUGUGGGGAGUGGACAGUGGAAGCUGCUCACUGGAACUUUUUAAGCUGAGAACUUUUAACUAAAUAUAUUUAGGGAGAUCAUUGCAAGCUACAUGUAAAGUAACAAGUCAGGAAGUACGUGGAAAUGCAAAAAGCCUAGAUAAGUAAUGUCAUUUAAUGAUUCUUAAGUUCUGAAGCCAGGGAUUCCGUCACCUUCUAGCUUACGCCGUGGGCAAGAUACUAACUUCUCUGAGGCUCACCUGUUUCACCUGUAAUAUAGUAUGCGCCUCAUAGAAGUGUCUGGCAUGUGAUAGGAUCUCAAAUGUUUAUUAACUGACUCAUUGAAGAUGUAAGUGAAGAAAUGAAUAAAAUAAUGAUUGUGCAUAACAGA